This is a messenger RNA of Peronospora matthiolae, 252 nucleotides long. NCBI's taxonomy places the organism in Eukaryota, Oomycota, Peronosporomycetes, Peronosporales, Peronosporaceae. The record is from the annotation of a GenBank genome assembly.
AUGCGACUUCGUGGAGUGUUCCGCGCAGCCAAGCUACCUAAAGGACAUCGCACCAUUGGCACGAAGUGGUUCUUCAAGAUCAAGCGCAAAGCGGAUGGAUCAGUUGACAAAUACAAGGCGCGUCUUGUGGCAAAGGGUCUCGAGCAACAAUAUGGGAUGGACUACACGGAAACGUUAUCGCCCGUGGUCAAGAACGUGACGCUACGCAUGAUGAUUGCAGUCGCCAAGCAUUUAGGAUGGACCAUCGACUAA